Molecule: messenger RNA, 3522 nt
Organism: Pseudogymnoascus destructans
Lineage: Eukaryota; Fungi; Ascomycota; Leotiomycetes; Thelebolales; Thelebolaceae
Exons: 3
Coding region: 328-2175 (615 amino acids)
Biological process (GO): regulation of DNA-templated transcription
Molecular function (GO): DNA-binding transcription factor activity
Source: RefSeq, a predicted model, not a curated record
CUCCUACUUCAUCCUUCCCUCCCUCCCUCCCUACCUCACUCACAUCACCGAUCGAUCACAUAUCAUUAUUACUCCCACUACACAACUGUUUACCUACUUCUCCUCGCCCCCUAGCACCGGCAACAGGCAUUCCUCUUCCGCUGCGCGUACUUUCAAGACAUCGACUCAACAACAUCCCGGUCGCAACUUCCAAAUUCGCUUCACCGCCAUUAUCGUCCCCCACACCCUACCUCUUCCCUGCCUCGCUUCUCCCACCGGAACAUCAAACCAACAACGAACUACAACUACUACAACAACCCUUCCUCCUCCCACCCCAAGGCCAAAAAUAUGGCGGGGUUUCAGAUGAACAAUUUCUACAGACCAUCACAACUCUCCGUCGAUGCACAAAACGAGAGGUUUUUCGACGACGACGACGCCAGCAUCCUCGACGAGAACAUCUUGGACGGUAGCGCUCUCGAUUCCGGCCUCGACAUGUCCCCCUCCAUGAGCAGGCGGGACUCCUACGCCCUAUUUUCCCCAAAGACAGAAGACUGGCAACACGUCGAGAUGCAGCCCAGCAACUCGAAUAACCCGUUCGGCGAGCACAACCCGAACAACCCGUUUCUCAACAUGGGCCAGGCGAGCAAUAACUACCCGCAACAACAACCCCACAACGGCUGGUCGCUACCGAACACUUCAGGGUCCUGCACCUCGAUGCAGACCUUUGACGGCCUACCUGCAGAGUUUCAGAGCAACCCCGGCUUCAGGACAGCGCCCGUACACACUCUCUUCGGCAAUGGAGCGACGCAACCGUCGCUGUUCUCGCCUGCCAGCACCGUCGUGGAGUCCAUGCCAGCGUCACCCCAGAAGGACUGGGCCGUACCGGAGAGCAUGGAGCACCGCGCGAUGCCUAAGCGCAUGCGACCAGGCAGUCCAGGGCUGCGCUCGCAUUCGCCGUUGAUGCGACGGGACGGUAUUCGCAAGAAGAACGCCCGCUUCGAUAUCCCGGCCGAGCGCAACCUCUUGAACAUCGAUCACCUGAUCCAGCAAUCGACCGACGAGGGCGAGAUCAAGGAGCUCAAGCAACAGAAGCGCCUCCUGAGGAAUAGGCAAGCAGCUCUCGACUCGCGGCAACGCAAGAAGCAGCACACCGAGCGUCUGGAAGACGAGAAGAAGCACUACACCGCCCUUCUCACCGAGCUCGAAGAGGAACUCGCAGACGUCAAGAUUGCGCUCGAUGCCUGCACGCGCAAGGAGGCUCAGUACCAGCAGUACAUCGAGAACCUCCGUAUGGAGAAGGAGGAGAUGCUGCGCGCACACACGAUCGAGACGGGCGAGUUACGCAAGAAGGUCAGCGUGCUGAGUGACCAUGUCACCAAGCUUGAGGGUGCUGCGCUUGCACAACCCCAGCAACAGCAGGCCUUCCCGAGCGACUUUGCCGACAUCGACGCGCUCACCAUGGAUGGAGCGUGGGACGGAAUCUCCUUCCUGCACGACUUCCCCGCCUCGCCUACCAUCAAGGCCGAAAACCCGUCGCAGGCCCUCACCGUCUCCAAGUCAGGCGACUCACCCACCGUCCUGUCCGACGCCGAUAAGCCUGCUGCACAAGGCCUCCUCCUCAUGCUUCUCCUCUUCGGUGCCUUUGUGGCAUCGAAGGGCUCUUCGCCGGCUAUCCCGCGCAUGUCUGACGACGUUCGUGCUGCCUCUGCCACCAUCCUCUCCGACAUCCUCCACGAUGCCGGCGUAUCCGCUUCUGCCGUCAUGCCUGCCGGUGCCAUGUCCUCUGUCGCUGCAUCCGCACAGGCACACGCGCAGGGACACGCAGACUGGACACAGCCAUCGCACGUCUCACUCGCCGACCUCGAUCCAUCGCCACUCGCCGCAUACGCAGACUCUCUCACCGCCCCGUCCGCACAACAACAGCACGAGCAACUAUUCUCGUUGUCUGCCGCACAGUACAACGCCGCGGCCUCUCCGUCCUUCUCCGCCGCCCCGGCGCCGAGUAGUAGCGCCGGCCGCCGCAAUCUCGCUGACAGCUUGGCUGCCAUGCGAGAGGGUGCGCGGGCGGGGAAGACGGAGGUGUAUACGCGUAGCUUACUGUGGGAGCAGGUGCCGCGAGAUGUUGUGAGGCGGUUUGCAAGGCUGGUAGAGGAAUGCGAGGCUGGAGGUGGCGAGGAGUGCGAGACUCUCGGUUGAGCGGUGAUGCACUCACCCAUAGGCUCGACUAUAUCGGCCAAACUCCCAACUCUUCUUCUUUUGUUACACACCACCACGACACGAUAUGAUCACGAAGAUAAACGCCCACGCACACGCCCCUCAUGUCCUCGGUCUCUGAACCGACAGUUCUUUUACUCUUUAUGUUAUCCAGCGAAACCAGCGAGCGCGCGUUGAUUUUUUGAAUUUUGCCAUCGAGCACCAAAUUGUCCAGAAAUAGUUUUACUCAUUUGAAUUUUCCUCCAUUUUCCUUGCCUGCACAAAUUGUCCACCCAUAACAUCUUGUCACACCCAAUCAUGUCUUUAGCUAUGGAUAUCUGAGUUUCUGUUUUAGUUAGUUUACUGCAUUUAGCGCAUAGGCCGGUUUUGGUUUUUUGGAGAUUAACCCUUACUUUUUUCCCCGUUGGUUACGGAACGGGCGGUUGGGUAGGGAAGGGAAACGGCGGGAAUGGCACACGGGAAAUAGGCCGGGGGGUUGGGAUGGGGGGAAUCACGAAAUGGACUGGAAUGGAAUGAAAUGAAAUGAAAAGAUUUACACGAGCAUAUCACGGCCUCACAGCACACCACACACAAACACACGCAAAUACCAUUUUCUUCCGUCCCGUCGUCUACGAAGUUUCAACAAACAUUCUACUUUUUCCAAAACUCUCUUCUCUUUUCUAACGAAACGAACCCCCUUUUUAUUUACGAUGAUGAACGAAAUGAAAAGAUGAUGACGAUUAUGCCACGAGUACAGUACAGCCUGGGAUUUUGAACAGAAACAGGAGGAGGUAUGGGAUGAAUUUAUGACGUGAUGAAUGAAUCAUCAUGGGCGAUGACUGCAUGAAGAGAGACGCAGUUUUCUUGGGAGGGAGAGGGUGCUUCCUUCCCUGGCGAGUUUGAGGGGGGUUGGCUUGCCUCCUCGGGAGAAGGUGAGGAGGGCAGGAGAGUUGUGGAUGAGAAGGAGUUGUGACACGAGGCACGGAAGAGAUGAUGGUAACGGUGAUAUUAUCAAUAUCUCAAUCUACUCCUAACAUAUCUAAUUUCAAACACCACUUUUUACACACACACACACACAUUCAAAAUCAUCCGCGUGGUUUCUUCAGAAGUGUGAGAUUUUAGCCAAAAAUAGAAAGAAUCCUUGGUGGUGAAGAAAUAUAAGCAGAGCGAGCGAGUGAGCGGGGAUCCCACGCGUUCCACCCACCCACGCACUCAACUCACUGUUGUGACAAUGCAACGAGCAUACCAUAACCACACCUAAACACACUACACACAUCACAACAUAGCAGAGUACACACACACAGCACACAGCACAGUAGGGGAAGCUCACCCCCACCAUACCCUUACGAC